Molecule: messenger RNA, 1292 nt
Organism: Cajanus cajan (pigeon pea)
Lineage: Eukaryota; Viridiplantae; Streptophyta; Magnoliopsida; Fabales; Fabaceae
Source: RefSeq, a predicted model, not a curated record
AAUAAGAGCCUCUUCCCCUGUUUUCAUUCUUACAACUUCACAACUCUUACUUUUCUCUUCUUUUCGCCGACAUGGCUGUGAACCUCGUGAACUUGGCGCUGUCACUGGACCUGGCGUCGUCGCGGAGCGUGAUUAUGGAGAGGAAGGGUCGCCCCGUUGGAUCCGACGUCGUUUUGAGCUCGCCGCCUUCGAAGAGGGACGCGCCGUCGUCCUGCUGCUACGCCUCGGACGGGGACGCGCGGAGCCGCGUGGUGGUGGCGCGUGGGAAGUCGAACUCGGAGAAGAACGGCGUGGACUUCGACAGCGACGAGGAGGAGGAGGGCGGCGGCGGCGGCUUGGAGGACUGGGAGACGGAAAUGCGUCGGAGAGUGAGGGAGUUCGAGGAGCGGAGGGAGCUCGAGAAGAAGGCUGAGGAGUUGCAGAGUCGCGUUGAGGAAGGAAAGGAGGAAACUGAGGAAGAGAAGAGGAUGAGAGUCAGAAAAGAGCUCGAAAAGGUGGCUAAGGAGCAGGCGGAGAGGAGGGCCACUGCGCAGUUGAUGUUUGAUUUGGGUCAGAAGGCUUAUGGGAAAGGCUCCUAUGGACGUGCCAUUGAGUUUCUUGAAGCUGCACUCACCAUCAUACCCAGACCUACACUAUUUGGUGGUGAGAUACAAAUAUGGCUGGCUAUGGCUUAUGAGGCCAAUAACCGCCAUAAAGAUUGCAUUGCUCUAUACCAGCAAUUAGAAAAGACACACCCGAGUGUUAGCAUCCGACGCCAAGCUGCAGAACUUCGUUACAUUUUGCAAGCACCAAAACUCAAGAUAUCCCAGGAGGAGAUGGUGACUAUACCCUUGAUUGGCAACAGCUACGACAGUAUGUAUUAUGAUAUAAUUGUAGCUACGCGGGAACAUGGAGUGAUAAAUACAAGGACAAGGAUCAAAAAAUUAGUGGAUCAGUCACGAAUCAGCUUCCAUCAUCUAGAGAUUUCCUUGGGGACUUUCUUGUAUGGAAACCUCCUGUUGGGUUAGGGAAAAGUCGAGCAUUUUGGAUUGGCUUAACAAUAUGGUUGGGAUUAGUUGGAGCUGCCCUCAUUAUUCAAAGAUAAAAAUACAUACACUUAUAUACAAAGUUUGAGUUCUCCAAUUUGUGAUGUAUACAUUCUAAUUUGUUGUUAAUAGUUUUUUUUUUUAGUUUAUAUAAAGUGAAGUCCAUGUUGUAACAUUAUAGAAUGUCUGCAAUAGAUUUGUAAAGUUAUUGUAUCAAAUUGAUAAGGAUGUUAUGUUAUGUUUCCACAGUGUGUUCUUAUGUUGAAA